CAGGCUGAGUGCUGACCCUGGGCACAUCUGCACAUGGGACAUGUGUGGAGACACAUGCAUACCUGUGUUCCUGACACCGCUGUAUGCAUGGCUGUGUGCCACAUGGACACAUGAUCAGAGCUGGGAUCCAGCUGUGGAGCCCUUGGGAACAGGCCCCAACUGCUGCCUGCUCUGACCAGAGUUGGGGGUCCACAUGGUUCAGGUGGUUGAGUAGUUCAUGCACCUGCUGGGGACAUGUGUGACUCCUUCCUCCUAUGUCCCCACAGCCUGCCCUCGGACAAGGACCCGAUGCCCAACCCCAGGCCAGCCAAGCCCUCAGCCCCUUCCUUGGCACCUGGCCCAUCCCCAGGAGCCUUGCCCAGCUGGAGGGCUGCACCCAAGGCUUCGGACCUGCUUGGGGCCAAGGGCCCGGGGGUGACCUUCCAGGGCCGGGACCUCCGAGGCGGGGCCCAUGCCUCCUCCUCUUUGAACCCCAUGCCACCAUCGCAGCUGCAGCUGCCCACAGUGCCCCUGGUCAUGGUGGCACCUUCUGGGGCACGGCUGAGCCCCUCGCCCCACUUGCAGGCGCUCCUCCAGGACAGGCCACACUUCAUGCACCAGCUCUCCACGGUGGGUACCCACACUCGGACCCCGGUGCUGCAGGUGCGCCCACUGGACAGCCCAGCUAUGAUCAGCCUGCCACCACCCACUGCUGCCACCAGCGUCUUCUCCCUCAAGGCCCGGCCAGGCCUGCCACCUGGGAUCAACGUAGCCAGCCUGGAGUGGGUGUCCAGGGAGCCAACACUGCUCUGCACCUUCCCAAGCCCCAGCACACCCAGGAAAGACAGCACCCUUCCGACCAUGCCCCAGGGCUCCUACUCGCUGCUGGCAAAUGGUGUCUGCAAGUGGCCUGGAUGUGAGAAGGUCUUCGAGGAGCCAGAGGAUUUCCUCAAGCACUGCCAGGCGGACCAUCUCCUAGAUGAGAAGGGCAGAGCACAGUGUCUCCUCCAGAGGGAGGUGGUGCAGUCUCUGGAACAGCAGCUGGUGCUGGAGAAGGAGAAGCUGGGUGCUAUGCAGGCCCACUUGGCUGGGAAGAUGACCCUGACCAAAGCUCCAUCCACGGCAUCAUCUGACAAAGGCUCCUGCUGCAUCGUAGCUGCUGGCACUCCUGCCACCACGGGCCCGGCCUGGUCCAGCCCCCAGGAGGCCCCUGAUGGCCUGUUUGCUGUGAGGAGGCACCUCUGGGGCAGCCAUGGAAACAGCACAUUCCCAGAGUUCUUCCACAACAUGGACUACUUCAAAUUCCACAACAUGCGCCCCCCCUUCACCUAUGCCACCCUCAUCCGCUGGGCCAUCCUGGAGGCUCCUGAGAAGCAGCGGACACUCAAUGAGAUCUACCACUGGUUCACACGCAUGUUUGCCUUCUUCAGGAACCACCCUGCCACCUGGAAGAAUGCCAUCCGCCACAAUCUGAGCCUGCACAAGUGCUUCGUGCGGGUGGAGAGUGAGAAGGGGGCCGUGUGGACCGUGGACGAAUUCGAGUUCCGCAAGAAGAGAAGCCAGAGGCCUAGCAGGAGUUCCAACCCCACACCUGGCCCCUAAACUCAAAGCAAAGGAAAGGAGGAAGGAAGGACAGGGGCCGAACGAGGGGUGGUGGUGGGAUGGAAGUGGCCAGGGGCAGGGACUACGGACCCUGGAUAUGCCUACAGGGACCACAAAGUGAGGUGUACAGGGACCCUGAUCCUCAGCUGACCACCCUCUUUAGGUCAAAUGCUCUGUACCCAGGCUGCUCAGAGGGGCCCCAGCCCCAGCUCCCAUCCCAGCUUCCUGCAACACACUCCUUAGCCAAACUGAGCCUUCACAAACAACCACACAUCCAGCCUGCCUCAGUCAUUCUCACAGAUGACCCCGGGGCUGGAAAAGACACAUGCAUGGUCACAAUCCAGUCCCUUAGAUGCAGUACAAACACCAGAACACAAAGAGCCUGCCUCCGUACACUCAGACAACCUCAGGCCUGCAAUGAGGCAGACGAUCGCACCCUAGCACAGCCUUGUCAGCCCCCAUACCCCAAAGCACCCACCCACAGCCAUCCCCAGGCCCACAGGUGCAGUGUCACAGGAGAUGUGCCCAGGGACCCGCACAGAAGCAGCCUUGGUACCUUCAGGAUCUCAGGUCCCAAAGAGCCACACAAACACAUCCCAGCUGUGCACAUUCUCACACAGCUCCCAAAACAUCAGCUUGGUCACAUGGCCCACCAGAAUAUACCUGUGCAUCUCAUGGGCAUGCACAUGCACUUGGCACCCCAGUGGGUCUCCUGCGUCCCACAUGGGCUUUCACAGCCAUACACACUGAAUCACCA
Nyctereutes procyonoides (raccoon dog) is the source of this 2338-nucleotide messenger RNA. RefSeq names its product forkhead box P3 (gene FOXP3). Gene Ontology annotation, cellular component: nucleus. Gene Ontology annotation, biological process: regulation of transcription by RNA polymerase II. The transcript is spliced from 11 exons. The record is from RefSeq and is a predicted model, not a curated record. Gene Ontology annotation, molecular function: DNA-binding transcription repressor activity, RNA polymerase II-specific; RNA polymerase II cis-regulatory region sequence-specific DNA binding. NCBI's taxonomy places the organism in Eukaryota, Metazoa, Chordata, Mammalia, Carnivora, Canidae. Bases 235 to 1581 code for a protein of 448 amino acids.